Messenger RNA from Dunckerocampus dactyliophorus (ringed pipefish), 1120 nucleotides. RefSeq lists its product as uncharacterized. The transcript is spliced from 4 exons. The record is from RefSeq and is a predicted model, not a curated record. The coding region runs from base 74 to 835 and encodes 253 amino acids. Lineage: Eukaryota; Metazoa; Chordata; Actinopteri; Syngnathiformes; Syngnathidae.
GCGUACAACGCGGCAAAUUAGCGACCUCAGAAGAAAACCGAAAGUGUUGUCCCCGUCCUGCUGAUAGUCCGCCAUGUUCAAUCUACUUCAAGUCUGUGGUCGUAACUUACUCACACGCAGCACCGUUCAGGCUGGGAAUAAAAGGUUUUACUCAGCACAGAUGAGCAAAAAAGUAGCCGUGGUUUUGGCGGGCUGUGGGGUCUACGAUGGCAGCGAGAUCCACGAAGCCUCCGCCAUUUUGGUGCAUUUGAGCCGAGGAGGUGCAAGUGUUAACAUGUUCGCCCCCAACAUGGACCAGAUGCAUGUGGUGGAUCACCUGAAAGGUGAGCCCUCCCAGGAGAAGAGAAACGUGCUAGUGGAGAGCGCCAGGCUGGCUCGUGGAAACAUCCAAGACCUUUCCAAACUUAGCGUCAAAGACCAUGACGCCAUCAUCUUUCCAGGUGGUUUUGGGGCGGCAAAGAACCUCUGCACCUGGGCGGUGCAGGGCAAGGACUGUUCUGUCAACGCUGAGGUCAAGGCUGUGCUGGAGGCGUUCCGCAGUGAGGGCAAACCCAUCGGCCUCUGCUGCAUCUCGCCCGUCCUCGCCGCCAAAGUGUUCCCUGGUUGUGAGGUCACGGUCGGCCUAGAGGACAACGACAAGUACCCCAACACAACAGACACGGCCGCUGCAAUCAACCAACUGGGCUGCAAGCAUGUGAGCACGGCUGUGGGCCAGAGCCACGUGGACCAGACGAACAAGCUGAUCACCACCUGUGCUUUCAUGUGUGAUGCGCCCAUCCAUGAAGUGUUUGACGGAAUCGGCUCCAUGGUGCAGGGCGUGCUGAAGCGAGCUUGAUUGGUUCCGCUAAAGUAACUGCGUGCUGGUGUUUUAGCUAGCUUUAUUGGAAAUGCUAAAUAAAUAAUUUCCAAAUGCAAUAAAAUAGCACUUACUUGCUGUAACUAUAUAGCUAUUGCUCUCUAGAAUGAGUUGUAUCUCUGCGGAUUUGAAUGUUAGCUGCACAGUGGCUAUAUCUACUUGACAAUUGGCUAUUUUCAUUGCACGGUGUGGCUAUACUGUAUUUACACCCAACUACCACACGGAAGAAAACGUCAGACAAUAAAAACCUGUACUUUAUUCAUA